AUGCCAACACAAUCAACCUCCUCUAAUGAUGCUUCCAAUAACUAUGAACCCAUCCUGCAACAAGCAGAACAAAUCAUCCAAAAACGUUUUCUCAUUCCCUACCAAGAGAAACUCAAUCAAUUAUUAGGAGAUAGAGGAAGUAUUUCUCCAAACAAUUCAACUUCGUCAAAUCCAUCUACAUCUUCAGCAACACUUCCUCCACUCCAAUUAAUAGUAAAUUGGUCUAGUAUUAGAGAUUUAAUCAGAGAAUAUCCUGUUAAUGGUCUUUCCAUUGCUGAGAAUGCUAUUCAAAUAUUACAAGAACCAUCUUUAUAUGAAAAUAUGAGGAAAGGUGUGAUGAGAUACAUUUCCGAAGAUAAAUUACAGAGAACUAUAUUUAAUGAUCAGGUAGAUGUUAUUUGUAUUGACUUUUUUGCAGGAGGACUCAAGAGAGGAGAUCAAGGAUCUGAAGAGGAAACACUCGGAGAGGAAACAAUGGUUGGUCUCUCUGAUGAACAUGAAGGUCAUUUACUGUAUAUGAUUAAUGCCAGUACUCAGGAAAUACUUGCAUCGAGUACAUUUUAUGAACAUAUUGAGGAGAGUUUUGAUGAAUUGUUGGAAACUCAUCAACAAAUAUUGGAAAAACAAACAAGUAGUAUUUCAAAUCAAAAACAAAAAACCAAUCAAUCCAUGAAAUCCAUGCCAAUUCAAAGUGGGAUUGGAGGAGUAGCUUCAAAAUCAAGCCCUCAACUCUCCACUUCACCACUCAGUAGAGGUAGCAGUGUCAUUUUGAGCUCUUCACCAAAUGCUCAACAGAGAAGUGCUCUCUCCAGACAAACAUUUAUGAGCUCUCCAAAUUCAGCCACCACUCCAAUCUCUCCUAAUGAUUUAACAACUGGAAAAUCCAAGCCACCACUAAGAAGAAUGUCAUACGUCUAUGAUCCUAAGCAUUUGGAUGAUGACGAUUUGAUUGGAAGUUCUACCUCAAUGUCACACAUUAAUCCUGAUACAUUGGCUAGUGAUUCGGAUUUGGAUAAAAUUGAACAAUUGAGACGUGUAUGUCUUCAUCCACAUAUUUGGGAAAAGAGAGAUGUUUCCAAGUUGAUUAGAAUUUUACAAAAUGAGGAUCUUCGUUAUUGGAAACCAAAUUCUGAGCAAUCAGUCAUGAUUGAAAAAUCAGUUGAACAAUUGGAAGCUAGAUUUAAGAAAUUUGCAUCCAAUGAAAAAAUUGUCAAGGCGUGGAUGAUUACAAAGAUUAAUAGAAAGAGUUUGAAACAGGAGAGAGUUUUCGUCUUGACUGAUUCCAAAUUCUAUACAAUGAAAUUCUCAAAGGAUAUUGAUGAAAAGCAUAUCAAGAUGUAUCCUCUGAGUGCUGUAGCCAUGAUGGAUUGUGCCAGAUUUAUUCCAAAUAAGGAUAAGAAGAAGAAACCAUACGGUCUGGCAGUUUAUAUGGAUGAAGAAAAAGUAUCAUCCGGUUCCAAAGUUAAUGGAGAUGAAGCUGAAACACAUACCUAUCUUUCACAUGAUGAUAAGAAAAAGAAGAAGAAUCUCUCUCAAAAAGUCAUGGGUAAACUCCGUAAGGAAAAGACUCUCCAGACCAACUAUGAUGAUUCCUUCGAUGAUGAUGGUGAUAGCUCUUCUAUGGAUGCUUCUCGUAGAGGAACAAUUGUGGAAGAAAUCUCUCUCGAAGAAAAGUCACAACUCAGACCAGACACUAGUAAUUUGGUAGCUCAAUAUUUCAUGUCAUGCAAUACUGUUCACCAAAGUGAAGACCAACGUGAAUUCCUGAUGGAAAUUUCAUGGGCUAUCUUUGCCUGUUGUAGUGCAUUGAAAGGUGAACAACAACUCGUGCCAUUCACACAACAUCAAAUCAAGAGACCAAAGAAGGAUUUGGUUGGCACCUACUUGUAUAAUAAGCUCAGUAUUGGUAUGAAGAAAUAAACAAGCACCAAUUUUUUU
This is a messenger RNA of Naegleria gruberi, 1938 nucleotides long. RefSeq lists its product as uncharacterized. The record is from RefSeq and is a predicted model, not a curated record. The transcript is spliced from 2 exons. Bases 1 to 1920 code for a protein of 639 amino acids. NCBI's taxonomy places the organism in Eukaryota, Heterolobosea, Eutetramitea, Acrasida, Naegleriidae.